Molecule: messenger RNA, 1545 nt
Organism: Closterium sp. NIES-65
Lineage: Eukaryota; Viridiplantae; Streptophyta; Zygnematophyceae; Desmidiales; Closteriaceae
Source: the annotation of a GenBank genome assembly
AUGUCAGCUCUCCGAUGUCAAUUCGGACGGUUAGAUGUUAGGACAUUUCUGGACCGUCAUGUCGAGAAUCAUGUGCUCGUCAUGUCACUUUCGGACGCUUCUUGGCCUCCUUCCGGGCACUGCAGCCCGCCCUGCCGCUCGGGCUGCACGACCGGCGCGCUCGGCUUUACUGCUCCGGCUACUCUGCCGCUCUGCCCGGCCAAGAAACGAGUGGCCCCAAUCAAUAACGACCCCAUGAUCCGAGACCAUUGUUGCAUGCUGAUUCUGUGCCUGUGCUCGCAUGCCUCCCAACCCGGGUUUCUAGACUCAGGAUCCAGGCAUUCGGAAAGCACCUCGAGCUUCGCGUCGUACGACGACCUGCAGUGGAUCCGCGAGUCGCUGUCGUCAUCGUCGGACGACGACUCGCUGUCGUUAUCGUCCGGCGGCGCGAGCGACAUUCACGACGACGACCAAGACACGGCGGCUUUCUCGCUUCGCAAGCACAUCACCUCCGAGUGGAACAGGAAGUUCCAGGAAGGGUUGUUCCGUUACGACGUGACGGCGUGCGAGUCAAAGGUUAUCGAGGGACGUCUGGGCUUCAUUGCACAGCUGAACGAGGGGCGGCACUCCAAGAAGCGCCCCUCCGAAUUCCCUAUGGACAAGGUGUUGCAGCCGUUUGACCCCUCGAAAUUCAACUUCACCAAGGCCGGCCAGAACGAAAUGCUCUUCCGAUUUGAAGAAGGCGGGGAAGAGGAGAGCCCCAGCAUCGUUGCCAUCAAUGUGUCUCCCAUUGACUACGGCCACGUGCUGCUGAUUCCCCGCAUUCUCGACACAAUUCCCCAACGUAUAGACAAGCCGAGUCUCCUCAUGGCUCUCCGGCUAGCCUCGGAAGUCAACGAACCUGCCUUUAGGAUCGGAUACAAUAGCCUCGGCGCCUUUGCAACAAUCAACCACCUGCACUUCCAGGCCUACUUUCUCGACCUGCCCUUUGCCAUUGAGUGUGCAUCUUCGAAGGAAAUUGCAGUUUCAACAAAUGGGUGCAAGGUUGAAGAGUUGACUGAUUACCCGGUGAAGACGCUGGUUUUUCAGGCGGGUGCGUGCCUCGAGCAGAUGGCGUCAGCUGCUGCGGCGGCAUGCUGCGAGCUCCAGGAAAGGAAUAUUCCCUUGAACUUGUUUAUCGUUGACAGAGGCACCCGGCUGUUCCUCAUUCCACAGAGAUAUGCAGAGAGGCAGGCAAGGGGCGAGAUUAGCCAAGAGCUCCUUGACACUCUAGUGAACCCUGCGUCUUUUGAAAUUGCUGGUCAUGUCGUGUGCAAGCGCCGGGAGGAUUAUGACAAUGCUUCCGAAUCCUGGGCCUGGAAGCUUCUGGAAGCAGUGUCCCUCACUGAAGAGGGAUUCGAUGUCAUCAGGAUGAUUUGUGUGGAAACGCAUGCGGCAUCUGUUGCCAAGGUGAGGAGAAGUAAUUCUGUUGAGAAGGGAAAGGUGGAGUUUGUGAGCGGCUUUUUGGCAAAAAAACAUGGUGUUUCUCAGCAAGAUCUUCCGCUUGCAUAUGCCUGUGCUGGAUAG